GGCGCCAAAUAACCAAAAUCAAACAGAGGCCAACCUCGUCAGACUUCGCCCGGAGAGGACACAACAAUGGCCCCCUCAAUCUUCAUCGCCGUUCAAUGUUGCCAAUGCUCUACGAUGCAGGUGAAACAACAGAAGAAGAGCAGCAACAAGUGGAGCUGCGUGGUCUGCAACCAGAAGCAAUCGCUCCGGAAGGUGUUUGCCCAGGGUUUCAUGGCCAAGGACGUCCGCAAAUUCGUCCAGAAUUUUAACAUGUCCCGCCAAUGCCUUGAACAAUCCGUAGAUCAAACCCUAGUUUCCGUCCCUGAAGACGCCGCCAAUCGCCCCUCUCCCGGCGAUUACAAAAGGAAGAGGACUGACUGGAGCGAGUACAUCGAUCUGGAGGAUAAUUACGAUGACCGAAUCGCCGACGACCGAGAGGAUGUGCUCGAGCAUAAGAUUGUGACGGAGUCGCCCAAGGCAUUGUUCAAACAGCCCAAGUUGAGCGCUUAUUCAAGCGGUUUGGGCACUGAAGAUGGUGACAAGGGAUUCAAGCCUGUCUUCUCAAAGAGAAAUUCCAAUAGGCCUGUGGUUUCUUUAGACAGGAAACCAAGAAACUGUCAGCCAACAGUUAAUGGGACUCUCAAGUGGAGUGAUUAUAAAGCACAAAAUGAAGACCUUAACUGUGUAGACAAAGAACGAAGAAAUUCUCCACCUAGCGUCAAUGGGACUCUAAAAUGGAGAAUUCACAUGACACAAGAAGACAGGGAUAGCAGGAUGAAGCCAAUGCUAUGUCAGUCAUCAUCAGCCAAAGUAACAUCAGAAUGGUGUGGCUGUAUAACUGCAGAUAAUAGUCAAGGCCGUGCAGAUUAUUAUCAGCCAGGAACAAUAAAAGGAGCUUCAAAAUGGGACAGCUACAUUACAAAGGAUGAUGAUGAAUGGGAGCUGGAAGGGAGGAGAGGAUUUGCAGAUCACAGAGGCCUAGGUGAUGGUGAAUUUGAAGCCAUGCCCUAUGAUGAACGGGUAGAAGACGACAUCCACCCUGAUUUCCUGUGAGCCAUAUCUCAUGCUUGUGGCCUGGUGUUCUGCCCUGUCCUUCCAAAUUAUGUGCAUUUGAUUAGAAACCAAGUCGCUGUUUGGGACACAUGGAAAAUAUGCAUAAUCAUCACAUAGUCUUCUUGUAUAUGUGUAGACACCAUGGACCUCAUCGAAACAUGUUAGUUAAAGGAUCUAAACAUGAUAGUUAAAGGUGA
Diospyros lotus (date-plum) is the source of this 1229-nucleotide messenger RNA. RefSeq lists its product as uncharacterized. Gene Ontology annotation, molecular function: chromatin binding. Gene Ontology annotation, biological process: mitotic G2 DNA damage checkpoint signaling. Gene Ontology annotation, cellular component: nucleus. The record is from RefSeq and is a predicted model, not a curated record. The coding region runs from base 67 to 1032 and encodes 321 amino acids. The transcript is spliced from 4 exons. Lineage: Eukaryota; Viridiplantae; Streptophyta; Magnoliopsida; Ericales; Ebenaceae.